Messenger RNA from Paramecium tetraurelia, 405 nucleotides. RefSeq lists its product as uncharacterized. The transcript is spliced from 2 exons. NCBI's taxonomy places the organism in Eukaryota, Ciliophora, Oligohymenophorea, Peniculida, Parameciidae. The record is from RefSeq and is a predicted model, not a curated record.
AUGUUUCGUACAAGUCCAUACUAUACAAAUGUGAGAUAAGAGGUUUAUUCUGAAAUCAACUAUCAAUUGGCUCAAGAAUUAGAUUAAAUGAAAUAAUACAAAGAUCCCACUUCAAGCAAUAGUAAAAAGAGCGCGUCAAAAUAAAAUUUCAAUAGUAUCUUCUACAAGAGAACGAAUGAUCAAGAUUAAAUUCUAGAGGAUCAAAUUAUCAAGAAAUGCUCAAACUGUGAAAUUAAAAUAGUUUCAGAUGACAUCAAUUGUUCAGUCUGCAACAAAUUGAUGUGUUAGAAGUGCAUUAAUGAAUGCACUGGCUGUGGAAAUAAUUGCUGUUUAGUUUGCAGCAAAUACGCAUAUUUAUAAAGUGGGGAUUUUUUAAUGUGCUUGUAGUGUAUUUAAUAAUAAUGA